Molecule: messenger RNA, 3108 nt
Organism: Linum trigynum
Lineage: Eukaryota; Viridiplantae; Streptophyta; Magnoliopsida; Malpighiales; Linaceae
Source: the annotation of a GenBank genome assembly
UAAACCAUUUGGAGCUUGUAAUUAUAGUAUUUCGGUUAUUUGGUUCGGUCAAAAGGACCCUAAUUUCCGAAAUAUGCAUUUUUCCCUUCUGAUUCCCGAACCAAAUAAUAUUAAUUCGGUUUCGGUUUGGUUUAUAUUAUAUUUACCCGGUUCGGUUUUACCGAACCGUAUGCCCACCCUAGUUUCUGUUAUUGAUGGUUACACGUACACUAUUGACUGAGGUUACUCAGCAAUCAGCAUGCAUGAUGGAUUGGUUGGUCAUCGAUUGCCCAUCUGGUUUGAAGCAUUAGCAAGAGUUGGCUGAAGCUUCCUGGAAUUGAGAACUUGGAGGGAGGGAUUGGUGAUAAUCCAUUUGCAUGCGUUGAAAUCGUCAACAAGAUUAAGUAAAAUUAUAUUGGAGCAACCAUACCACUUCUACGCGGAGGUUAAUACAUAAUCAGUUCUUGGUUGUUUGUAUUUAUAUUCUUGACUUGCUUAUUUUCUUCCAGCGGUCAAUGUUUGCAUUGCCUUUGAUAUUUCAUUCUUGACUUAAUUUUAUUAUUAUGUCAGUGGUCCUUGUUUACAUGAUCUUUGAUCGUCAUGGUUUACUUUUAAUUAGCCAUUCGUAGUUGCUUAGCUAUUUACAUAACGCUUGUCUCUCUCUAUAUAUACACCACCCACUUCCCUAACCAAAACGCUCUUCUUCUCCUUUCACAUCCUCCACAGACUUAGAAUUAUGGGUACGGAGGUUGUUGCAGCGGCAGCAACCGCCGCCGAAGUAAUUCCAACCGGCGGCCCCGUUUGUCACGCCGUGCUUUUUCCCUUCAUGUCAAAAGGCCACACAAUCCCCAUGCUCCACCUCGCCCGCCUCUUCCUCCGCCGCCAAAUCUCCCUCACCAUCUUCACCACCCCCGCCAACCGCCCCUUCAUCACCGCUUCUCUACCCGCCAGCGCCGCCGCUUCCAUCGUCGAGCUCCCCUUCCCACACGACAUCCCGGAAAUCCCCGCCGGCGUCGAGAGCACCGACAAGCUCCCGUCCGUCGACUCCCUCUUCCCCCACUUCGCCCUCGCCACGGAGCGCAUCCGUCCCGACUUCGAAUCCGCCCUCGAAAAUCUCCGGCCGUGGCCGAGCUUUAUGGUCUCCGACGGCUUCCUCUGGUGGACCGAGGACUCCGCCGAAAAAUUCGGGAUCCCGCGGCUGGUCUUCCACGGGAUGUCCAAUCACGCAGCCAGCGUGUCCAGAGCUGUUGCCGGCGACCGGCUCCUGUUCGGCCCCGAGUCCGACGACGAGUUGAUCGCCGUGACUCGGUUCCCGGGGGUCAGAGUUUGCAAGAGCGACUUCGAGGAGACGGCCCGAACGCCCGACCCGGAAGGCCCCUUCUACGAUUUCGUUAUGAAAGCGUUCGGUGCUCCCUCGCGAAGCUACGGUUACGUGAUGAAUAGCUUCCACGAGUUCGAACCGGUUUUCGCGGAUCAUCUGAACGCUCUAGGGAAACAGAAGUACUACUCCGUGGGCCCUCUUUGCCUGGCUGAAGUGGACGACGUCUGCAACGACAAGAAAGAGGUCGUAUUAGCCGCCAAGCCGGCUUGGAUUCAGUGGCUGGAUGAGAAGUUGUGGGAGGGGAAGUCGGUAUUGUACGUGGCGUUUGGGUCCCAAGCAGAGAUAUCGGAGGAACAACUGGAGGAGAUAGCGCGUGGAUUGGAAGAUUCAGAAGUGACUUUCUUGUGGGUGAUAAGAAAGGGAGGCGGUGGGUUGGAGGAGCGCAUGAAGGGGAGAGGGAUGAUAGUCGGAGAAUGGGUGGACCAAAGGGGGAUACUGGGUCACGUCAGCGUGGGAGGGUUUUUGAGUCAUUGCGGUUGGAACUCGGUGAUGGAGGGAGUUUGUGCUGGAGUGCCGAUGCUGGCGUGGCCGAUGAUGGCGGAGCAACCGUUGAAUGCGAGGAUGGUGGCGGAGGAGGUGAACGUGGGGAUCAGGGUGGAAGGUUCGGGGAGAACGGGGUUCGUACGACGGGGAGCGUUGGAGAAUGCAGUGAGGGAGUUGAUGGCAGGUGAAAAGGGGAAGGAAGUGAGAAGGAACGCCAAGGAGUAUGCAAAGAAGGCUAGAAAGGCUAUGGAGGAAGGGAACGGCUCGUCGUGGAAAACAUUGAACUUGUUAAUUGACGAAUUGUCUAACAAGAAGGAAGACGCACGGUAGUACUAUGAUAAACUAUAGGCUACUAAGGAUCCAAAGGAAUGGGCUUUUCUGUUGUGUUUGCCUAACUCCAUUAAAUAUCCAAUAUAAUUGUAACAACACUUUGUAGCGAUUUAUUCUUUGGCAAUUCGCAUAUAGCCUUUGUUUUGCAAUUCUGGUCACUUCUGAUUAUAUGUCGUUCCGAGUUAACCCCGAGGAAGUCGAUUCGGUCGAUCUCUUGACGGUAUAUGAUUUCUCUUGAUUGAAUAGAUCAUUACCAAGAAAAUGUUCCGGGGUAAUCUCUGAGGGAGUUUAUCUCCUAACAGUAGAGGUAUUGAGUCAAUUGAUCUAGGGAAGUAAUAAACAUUGAUUCAUAUGAGAAGCUAGGGGGAUUCAAACCUAAGACAUCUCCCAAACUUGUAAUUAAUUAGGGUAGUGGUUAUGUUAGUGUCGUUAGUUUAGUCUUAAUCACUAUUCUUGGUUGGUUAGAUAACGAAACUUAAGCCGAAGUAAGGUACAUCUACAGACCCGUGGUUCAGUAAUUUUGUUACUUGUUUAUCCUAUUCUACACCUAAUCGUGGUUAAAAUUGGCCUUCGAUUGGGAAGCUGCAGUCAAUGCGAGGCAACUGUGGAAUGCAUUGUUUUCUCGGUUUUAAUAUAUCUUACUAUUCAAAUGGAGACAAGAAAUUGGUAACUGAUAUAUGCUUAGUAAACGUUCAGAGAAAUUAACAUGUUCAUUGUUAUUAUCAUUGUGGCAUUAUUAUGCUUAUUAGUAUGUUUUGUCCUUGUUUGUGUACAUAUAAUAACUAUGACAAACAAAUAAAAAGUAUAGUAAGAUAAUUUUGGAUUUUCAGUUCUAAAUCUCAAACCAUUAGCUUCAUAAUCAAAACAUCUCAACAAACAAAGAAUUGUCUUAAAUCCAUAAUUUCUAAAAACUUUAAUAAAUUUUUAGAUUUUUA